Molecule: messenger RNA, 1305 nt
Organism: Aspergillus nidulans FGSC A4
Lineage: Eukaryota; Fungi; Ascomycota; Eurotiomycetes; Eurotiales; Aspergillaceae
Product: NAD(P)-dependent oxidoreductase
Exons: 3
Coding region: 1-1305 (434 amino acids)
Molecular function (GO): oxidoreductase activity; NADP binding; NAD binding
Source: RefSeq, a predicted model, not a curated record
AUGUCCAAGCCAGCAAUCGGUUUCGUCGGCCUGGGAGCCAUGGGCUUCGGCAUGGCCACCCACCUUGUCAAGCAGGGCUACCCAGUCCAUGGCUUCGACGUCUUUCCAGCUUCCGUGGAGCGCUUCAAGGCCGCUGGCGGCAUCCCUGCUUCGUCGCUACGUGAAUCAGCCGAGGGCAAAAGCUACUACGUCGUGAUGGUUGCCUCAUCGCCGCAAGCGCAGUCUGUUCUCUUCGCUGAGGACGGUAUAGUGCAACACCUCCCACCAAACGCUGUCCUCAUGCUCUGCUCCACUGUGUCCUCCAUGUACGCCCAGUCCGUCGUCACUGAGCUUCAGAACCGCGGCCGCAGCGAUAUCCGGUUCGUCGACUGCCCCGUCUCCGGAGGCGCGCUGCGCGCGGCCAACGGGACGCUAUCUAUCAUGGCCGGCGCGUCAGACGAAGCCCUUGCGGCGGCGCGCGAUCUCCUGCAGGAAAUGUCCGACGAGAACAAGUUAUACCUGGUCCCUGGUGGCGUCGGGGCUGGGAGCAAUAUGAAGAUGGUGCAUCAGGUCCUGGCCGCGAUCCACAUCCUCGGGGCUAGCGAAGCCCAGGGCUUCGCGGCGCAGCUUGGUCUUGAUGCCCGCGCCACGGCAGAGAAGAUCCAGUCCUCGGACGCAUGGACAUGGAUGCACGAGAACCGCUUCCCCCGAAUGGUGGAAGAGGACUGGAAUCCUGGCGUCAGUGCCUUGACCAUUAUCUUGAAAGAUGCUGGAAUCAUCACCACAACAGCCCGCCAACAGCGCUUCCCCAGCCCUCUCUGCUCCACUGCAGAGCAGACGUACAUCUCCGCUCUGCUCCAUGGUUGGGGCCCUAAAGACGACUCGGCCAUGGUCCGACAGUACUAUGCCAAGCCGCUCUCAGACGUAACCCCCUGCACCGACGCUGAAGCGGCGACCGAGCUGGUCUUGGAUUACAUGCGAGGUGUUAACCUCGUUGCUGCUGCAGAGGCCGUUGCAUUCGCACGGUACCUCAAUGUCGACCUCUCGAUGUUCCAUGUCCUUGUCAGUCAAGCGGCCGGAGCCAGCAAGAUCUUCAUCGAGCAGGGGUUGGAGAUGAUCGAAGGGCGCAUUGGCGACAAGGCUCCCGCGGGGUCACCGACCGUCGACCAGGUCGCGACGAAGCUGGAGUCCGCUGUACAGAAGGCGCGGGAUCUGCACUGUCCGCUGCAUCUGGGGAACGAGGCGUUGAACCUGCUUUUCAUGGCGCAGCGGCAUGGAUGGGGUGACCAGAGCAGUACGAGUGUGAUUCGGGUAUAUGGCCAGUAG